This is a messenger RNA of Saitoella complicata NRRL Y-17804, 796 nucleotides long. Its product is annotated as DUF775-domain-containing protein. Gene Ontology annotation, molecular function: nuclear import signal receptor activity. The coding region runs from base 71 to 667 and encodes 198 amino acids. Gene Ontology annotation, biological process: protein import into nucleus. Gene Ontology annotation, cellular component: nucleus; cytosol. The record is from RefSeq and is a predicted model, not a curated record. The transcript has a single exon. Lineage: Eukaryota; Fungi; Ascomycota; Saitoellomycetes; Saitoellales; Saitoellaceae.
UCCAGCUGAAAACGCAUUUUCAAUCGCAAUGUUCGGUUGUAUCGCCGCCGGCCGGCCCCUCCAAACAAACAUGGUGAUGCUCUCCCCAACGACAGCCUCCUUCACCCUCGACGACGCCUCCUCAAUCAACCACGUCGUCAUCUUCCUCAUGCCUGAUACCGUUCUUCCAGCCGGACAAGGCGCGACGAUUUAUUUCCAGCUGCCGGGGAAGGAGUUCCGGUUGUUGGGGAGCGUGAGCAUGGAAAAGCAGUCUGCGGUGUUUAAGUUGAAGGGCCCAGGUGCGGCAAAGACGGGUGGUGAUGAGAUGAUGCAUGAUGAGGCCGUGAGUGGACCGCUUAUCAUCGGCAUUCAAUUGGAGCCACUGGAGAGCAUCGGCGCACAACUGCAACAAAUGCAGCAGAACAUGUCUGGAGCCACCACCACUGGUGCUGGAGCCCUCAUCAAACCACCACCGCCCCCAAGCACCGUCGCUGACAAGAUCAUGAAACACCUCUUCAACUACCUUACCAGUUUCGCUACCCAGAAUCUCCCGAUGGGCGCAAUGGCGCUGGGACAAAUCAAUCCACAGACGACGUAUGUCCCGUUGAAGGCAUUUCAGGAGUGGUACGCCAAGUUCACGAACAGAAUUCGACAGGAUCCGACGUUUUUGGAUAGGGAGGAUGUUUGAGCGGAGAUGAAUUCGUGAAAAUACGGGCAGUAACGGUGUUACCUUUUAUACUUAGCGGGCGUUUUUCAUUCUUAGUGAGGAUACAACAAAUCAACAAUAGCAAGACCAAUCAAUCAGUAGAUAUCCGGC